Cotesia glomerata is the source of this 1868-nucleotide messenger RNA. It is a transcript of the gene Cda4, whose product is annotated as chitin deacetylase 1. Gene Ontology annotation, biological process: carbohydrate metabolic process. The record is from RefSeq and is a predicted model, not a curated record. The transcript is spliced from 8 exons. The coding region runs from base 248 to 1696 and encodes 482 amino acids. Gene Ontology annotation, cellular component: extracellular region. Lineage: Eukaryota; Metazoa; Arthropoda; Insecta; Hymenoptera; Braconidae. Gene Ontology annotation, molecular function: chitin binding.
AGAACGCAGUUGAUGUUGGAUUGUGUCUGAUAUACUAAGUGGAAGUUACUGUUUUAAUAAAUAUAAUAAAUUUAUAAUUUUAUACUUUUAAUUAUUUAAAUGUUUAUUAAAUUGUGCUAAAGAUAUAAACAAAUGAUACUUCUUUGUGGUCUGGUCUAUUUGUAUAUCAAACAUCUUUUUCAAUUGUUAAUUGUAAAAGAUUUUUAUUUUUCUAUUUAAUUAAAAAUAGAUUGUAUGAAAUAAAAUAAUGAAAUUUCAUACUGUGUUUAUACUAACUGUUUUUACAGUGAUUGCAGUUAACUGUCAAAAAGCUAAAAAAGAAGACGAAAAAAAAGAUGAAGAGUUUACAUGCCCAGAAGGACAGGGUAAUGGUAAUUUUGCUGAUCCUGCAACAUGCAGAAGAUUUUAUCAAUGUGUAGAUGGAUAUCCAUACCUAAACAGAUGUCCGUCAGGAUUACAUUUUGAUGAUAUCAGCAAAUUUUGUACAUUCAAAAAUGAAGCAAGAUGUGGGCCUAUUCCUACAACUCCUGCACCAGUAACCGAGACACCCACAGAUUUGGCUGAACGUUGUGACACAUCCACCUGUCAACUUCCUUACUGCUUUUGCUCUCGCGAUGGAACAAUAAUACCUGGAGGACUUGCACCUGAAGAUACUCCACAAAUGAUUCUUCUAACCUUUGAUGGUGCGGUAAAUCACAACAAUUUUGAUCACUAUCAAAAAAUAUUCAACAACGAUCGUUUGAAUCCAAACAAUUGUCCGCUUAAGGGCACAUUUUUUAUUUCUCACGAAUAUUGUAAUUAUAAUAUGGUUCAAAGUCUAGCUCAUGAUGGUCAUGAGAUAGCUACUGAAACUAUUUCAUUGCAAAAAGGCUUAGAAGACAAAGGGUACGAAGAGUGGGUAGGUGAAAUGAUUGGAAUGCGAGAGAUUUUACGACGUUUUUCAAACAUCAGUAUCAACGAAAUUUCUGGAAUGCGUGCUCCAUACCUUAAACCUGGUAGAAACACUCAAUACAAAGUGAUUGAAGAUUUUGGGUACAUAUAUGACAGCAGUAUUGGAAUUUCUCCAUUAAAAACACCAAUUUGGCCUUACACUCUCGAUCAUAAAAUUCCUCACGAAUGUAAAGCAGGAACUUGCCCGACUAAAUCAUUCCCAGGAGUUUGGGAAAUACCUCUUAAUGCUCACUAUGUCGAAACUUACGAAGGUGGUCAUUGUCCUUACUUAGAUCAGUGUGUUCUUCAUAAUCAUGAUCCUGAAGAAGUUUUCGAGUGGCUGCAAGAAGAUUUUAAUCGGUAUUAUCUCCAAAAUCGUGCUCCUUACAUGAUGCCAUUCCAUACAAACUGGUUUCAGAUCAAAGAAUUGGAAAGAGGUCUUGCUAAAUUCCUCGACUGGACUAUUACAUUACCUGACGUUUACUUCGUUACUGCAACUCAAGCUUUAAGAUGGAUUACAGAUCCUAAGCCUCUAAAAGCUUUAAAUAAUUAUGAACCAUGGUCUUGUAAAAAAGUUGAAAAUGAUCCUGGUCCACCGUGCAAUAACGCUAACAAAUGUGCUCUUGAGUUUAAACCAUCCGAUGCUAAUUUUACGGCAACAAGAUAUAUGGAGACGUGUGUUGAAUGCCCGAAUAAAUAUCCUUGGCUAGGAGAUGCAAAAGGCUCUGGUAUAAUUAAUGAUAACUAUGAUCCUGAGAAGAAAUAAACUGGUUUUCACGUUUAUAAUGACUUGAAAUAAAAUUUUUAAGUCAAAUGAUUAAUUUAUGCACAUAUUUUCCUCAAAUCAUGUAAACAGUAUGUUAAGUAUGAAUUUUUCAACGAAUGUUGCUUUUCUUGUUGAAUGAAUGAUAAUAAAUAAAGUUCUGUUUAUAAGUUUA